Molecule: messenger RNA, 5662 nt
Organism: Pungitius pungitius (ninespine stickleback)
Lineage: Eukaryota; Metazoa; Chordata; Actinopteri; Perciformes; Gasterosteidae
Gene: zzz3
Product: zinc finger, ZZ-type containing 3
Exons: 12
Coding region: 313-3495 (1060 amino acids)
Molecular function (GO): zinc ion binding
Source: RefSeq, a predicted model, not a curated record
AAGCAAAACAAUAUGCUCGUAGUAAUUCCCUCAUAAUAUUUUGUCUAUUGGUGUACUUGGUGACUAUCGGGUUGUCGUGCUAGUUCAGUUAGCAUGUAGCCGAGGUUACGGACGCUACUGGAGGGGUUAGCUUUACACCUGGAACCGCCACGAUACUUGUCUGCACGAUGCAGUUAAUGGGAAAACUAGCCGAGAAGAACUAGCGAAUGGAACAUUAGCCAACUUCGCUAACUAGUCGUCCACGUAGGUGCCCGCAUUCUGCUGCAGAGGAGAGAGCACAAGGAUGAGGAGGCUGUAGGCAUCCGCCGUAGCAUGGCCGCGUCCCGUUCCUCGCGCGUCACAAGGUCGUCAGUGGGGCUCAAUGGAUUGGACGAGAACUUUUGUGGUCGAACCCUCAGGAACCGCAGCAUCGCCCAGCCUGAGGAGACCUCGCUACCUCCGCUACCGAGGGCCCGCUCUCCCAAGAAGAAGCAGGAGUCGAAACAGGACGGAAAACAAGACGUUAAGCAGGACGGCAAACCAGACGUCAAGCAGGACGGCAAACCAGACGUCAAGCAGGACGGCAAACCAGACGUUAAGCAGGACGGCAAACCAGACGUUAAGCAGGACGGCAAACCAGACGUUAAGCAGGAGUCUAGGCAAGACGGCAAACCAGACGUUAAGCAGGAAUCUAGGCAAGACGUUAAGCAGGAGUCUAGGCAAGACGGCAAACCAGACGUUAAGCAGGAGUCUAGGCAAGACGUUAAGCAGGAGUCUAGGCAAGACGGCAAACCAGACGUUAAGCAGGAAUCUAGGCAAGACGUUAAGCAGGAGUCUAGGCAAGACGACAAACCAGACGUUAAACAUGAGUCUAAGCAGGACGAGCACCAUGCCAAGCAGGACACUCAGCAGGAUGACCAGCAGCAGGCCUCGUUGCAGGGCAAGGUAACUGACUUGAACGCCUCUUCUGCCGAGGCGGAGCCAUGGACCAGCUCCAGGAAGCGGGGAGUCUCUUGUUUAGACAUCAGUCAAGAUAAUUCUGAGAACUGUGAGAGAGGGAAAGGUGCUCGGGAUGUCUCUCCUCAAAUCAAAAGGGCCAAGCGUUGCUCCCGCUCUGGAGAGUCUCAGGGACACGACGAGGACCCGGUGCCUCUAAAGUCUGAAAGCCCGGGCUCCGCCCCAAAGACGAGCAAGGACAACAGCUGUGAAGAAUUUCCCGGCCUGAACUCUGCAAACUCUGCGUCACCUGUCCACAGUAAAGAGGAAGGGGAGCCGACCGGUGCGGAGGACAGUCAUGUGGAGUGUGACGGGGCGGCUCGGCCCCCGCACGCCCACAUGGCCUUCAAUGGACUCGGAGAGAAUAAAGCAGAGGAACCUAGCACCCUCACUGAAGAACCUAGUGCAAACCCCACCCCUGUCACAGACUGCCCGACGCUGCUCAACGGCAGUCAGACAGGGGCCCCCUCGUCCCCCGACCCCUCUGUGCCUUGUAGAAACUCUGUCCCUCUGCAGAUGGAGGCCUCUGGCUCAGGGGAAUCGCCAGCCUCAUCCAUGGUAACAUUGGAGGCCCUUCCAGAGGACCCUGUGCCCGAGUUGAUCGUGGCUCAGAUGGUGGAGGAGGAAGAGGUGGUGGUGGAGGAGGUGGAGGUCGACGUGGUGGGCGACCCGUUAUUUGUGGCCCACGAGGAGCAGGUGACGGCGAGUGAGAGCGACACCAAUGGCCGGCCGCCAACACCAGUGCAGGAAGCUGCUGCUGCCGCCGCCUCCUCCACUACCACCAACACAAACAGUAUUCCAAUCAACAACAGCAACUCAGGAGAAACUACACCCCCACUAGCAACCACCCCCUCCCCCACAGAGCCAGAGUGCAAUCCCUCUGUAUCCAGCACGCCCCCCUCCUUCACGGAUCUCUACGAACACAGAUACACACUGCGGACUUCACCGAGGAGGGCUGCUACCGGCGGCAUGGCCGCCUCCUCCAAGCUCAGCUCUCCUCCAAGAGACAAUGGUCCCUUGAAGGAAGAGGGGGAGGUGCUAGUUGGGCCGGAGGAGUGCUGCCCUAUGGUGGGGGAGCCAGCUCCCUCGUGCUCGGUCGGCCCCUGCAUCAAGGAGCCGGUGUCCGUGGCUCUCGGAGACGGGGCAGGUGGCGAGCACAUGGUACCUGUGGGGUGCAGUGAGGCCGAGCCAAGCAGGAAGCUGACCCAGAGCCGGGCAGCAGCAGCGGAGGAGGAGGACGAGGAAGAAGAGGAGGAGGAGGAGGAGCCAGACGUGUAUUAUUUUGAGUCGGACCACCUGGCUCUUAAACACAACAAAGAUUAUCAGAGACUGCUGCAGACCAUCGGCGUCCUCGAGGCCCAGCGCACGCAGGCCAUCCUGGACCUGGAGACGCUGGCCCGUCAGCAGAGGGAGGCACUCGGCGAUCCCAUCAGCUUUGUGGAGCAGCUGCAGAAACAGGUUCAUUUGGACUUGCCGUGUCCUCAGCGAGUCGUCCAGCUCCCUGACGUUGGAUGGGACCAGUACACCUCAGGCCUCGGGGACUUUGAGAGAGAGUUCUGUGACAAGAAACGGAAAACCAGGCGGCUAAAGCUGAUCUUUGACCAAGGUUUGCCUGCUCGACCAAAAAGUCCCGUGGAGCCCAAGAAGGAAGGCGAGUCGUCCACCAUGUACUCCUCUCUGCCUACUAGUGACGCUCUAGAGAACAGCAGGCAACAACAGAUGAUCAGGGGAAGGAUUUGUCAUCCAAACAAGUCUGACACUUUUAACCAGCUGUGGACCGUGGAGGAACAGAAAAAACUGGAGCAACUUCUUGUAAAGUUCCCCCCCGAGGAAGUGGAGUCCAGAAGAUGGCAGAAGAUUGCCGAUGAGCUCGGCAACCGAACAGCAAAGCAGGUUGCCAGUAGGGUUCAGAAGUACUUCAUCAAACUGACAAAAGCUGGUAUCCCUGUGCCUGGAAGAACACCCAACCUGUGCAUGUACACUAAGAAGGCAUCCAGUAAGCGGCAGCACCACCUCAACAAGCACCUGUACCGGGCGUCUACUUUCCUGACCUCCUACGAGCCGCCCGUCUACAUGGACGAGGACGACGAGCGCUCAGCGUAUUACAGCAGCAUGCAGGACCCUUCUGCUGACGACUCGGAUGAAGAGGCCAUACCUAUGGGGUUGAGGAAUUUGCCCGAGUAUAAAGAACUUUUAGAGCUAAAGCGACUGAAGAAACAGACUCUCCAGGAGAUCCACGAGGACAAGCCCGGGAUGCGGCAUGUAGGCUACAAGUGCGAUAUCUGCGGCAUGGAGCCCAUUCAGGGAGUGAGGUGGCACUGUCAGGAUUGUCCGCAGGACAACUCUGUGGAUUUCUGCUCCAACUGCUCCGACUGCUUGUUGAAGACAGAGACUCACAAACCUGACCACCACCUGGAACCGGUGCACCAGCAGGACACUUUUCUGGACAGGGACUACUGCCUGCCGCAGAGCGCCGGCUACAACUACCUGGACCCAAACUACUUUCCAGCCAACAGAUGACAGGGUCCCAGGCGUCUGUAGCUCCAGGCUCUCACCACAUAUCCCACAGGCCACUCUGUGCAUGGCUCUAUCCACCAAGUCCACGAUAACUGCUAAACCCCCCCGCCAGGCAGGAGGGCCAACAGGCAAGUGCGGGGGGCGGGGCAGGGGGGGGGGUGUUGGUAAACUGGCAUCUCUGACUUAGGCAAAGGUUUGGCCAUGUUGGUUCCUCAGAGCAAGAGGGUCCCGCCCCACCUCGGCCAGGUCAAUCAGCGGAGCUGGAAUUUGAAAUGAUGAAGAAAAAAAGAAGAAAAAAACACGUAAAAAUACCCCAGAAGACACACCGACAUUCCCGAGCUCUGUGACUCCGGGGGGGCGGUGUUUCUUCCCCUCAUCCUCGCCCUCCGGUUUACCCCUUCCCCCCGCGCUGCUUUUUGAAACUGGAGAGUUGCCGCUCAGUCCGGUGAAGAGUCACCUCGAAGGAGACGCGCGGUCACAGUGGACUGCGAAGUCAUCAGCUGAGAUACACCUGGGUGGUUUGUCUGUGUGUGUGUGUGUGUGUGUGUGUGUGUGUGUGUGUGUAUAUACACGUGGUCUCCGUGUUAUGCAAGAGUGAAAAAUGUUCUAGCUAGGUAAUCGUAGAUGAGUAUUUAUGAGUCCCGGCUCCCUGAGCGUGAGCUGCCGCCAGAGGAAGUGGGCGGCGUGGCGUGGGGCGCUCUGCUGAGCCACAUGACGGACGUGUGUCUGUGUGCAUGUGUAGAACGGAGUGUGCGUGUGUGUGUGUGUGUGUGCGCGCCAGCAUGGAGCCGACCCCCUAGCACUGUCGCACAACGCUGCUCUCUCCCCUUUCAAACACACAGACACACACUUUCAUUUCCAUUUCCUUUCCCUUUGCUCUCUCCACUAAAACACGUCAGACCGGGAAGCACUACAGCACGGAGAGCAAAGGUUUUUGAAGGCAGGUGAAUGGGAUCCUGCAAAGUUUUUUUUUUUUUUCUCUCCCCCCCCCCCCCCCCCCCGCCUCCCCAUCUCUCCCAAUGUGUGCCGUUGUUGAACAUGUUGAGUGUACAAGUGUAUAUGGUGAAAAGUAGCCCGCGCUAGCUGCUCUGUGCCAUUUUUAUAAAAUGAUUUCUUUGGGGAGGUAACUCGGCCUCCUGAACAACUUCUCUCUCCCUCGGCGCCACCGACCCACAUUCUCCUUCAGAAUCGAUCCAGUCGUCAUGCCUCUAGAUCCUCUUUAAUUUUGCAGUCCACUUUAAAAGGUCCAUUGAAAAGAUUGUAUUUUUAUUAAUCUAUUUAAAAUAAAAAAAAGAAUUGAGGUAGUGGUGCCUCCAGUGGAACAACCCACACAAUUUUAUACACAUAGCUUUUGUUGUGCUUGAGUAGACACCAUUUUGUAUGGUUUUCGUCUCUUUCCUUCACCCCCUUUGCCCUGCUUCAAUAUCUGUGUAUAACAGUCUGUUCUUAUGUAAAAAAAAUAAUAAUAAUGUAAAAAAAAAAAAUGCUAGAGGAGAACCGUGGAAAUAAAAGUAUGUGAAACUAAUGUUUCUACACAAGUUGUUUUGUUUAUUUUUUGUUAAUUAUUGACUUGAUUAGUAAAAAAAAAAUGCUUUCACUUCCAUGUCCAGCGACAUGCUCUGGGGGGGAUUAUAAGGGGGAAAGCGGUUUUGAAGAUGGAUGAAAGGAUAUUUUUGUUGCAAAACAUCUCACCACAAGAUGGCGCCCUCAGAUCAGCUGUGAUUAUACAUACACACAAACACACGUGAAACGCCUAUAACACACUCCAUUUAGCAAAUGCACUUUGUCUUUAUUGAAUGUCAAACACCAGACUGCAACAAGCACCUGCACCGUUAGCCCGGAAACAAACAAAUGCAAUAUUCUCCAUUACUUAAAUCUUUUUUAAAUUUUUUUUUUAUUGAAUUGAAUGCGCAGAAAGCAGUGAAGCUUGAUUGUAAUUUUUGCAUGCUUGUUACAUUAUGAAGCACGUUGUGUUGUGCAUGAGAGCAUGAGCGCACUUGACAUUUGAGAGAUUUCACAUCUUUACUUGGAACACGCUCUCGGUCACAGCAGGGAAUGCUGGGUGUUUUUCUCACAGCAGUUAUGUAGCCCUCGGCAAGGGGGCCGGCAGCAUAUAUUCAGUUCAAUGUAAGAGCGAGACGAAGCGGGAGGGUUCACCGGUUGCUGGGAG